AUGGCCACCUUUCGGAUCUGUGUUUGCGGCGAUGAGGCCACAGGCAAGAGCUCGCUCAUCACGUCGCUGGUCCGAGACACAUUCGUUUCGUCCAAGAUCCAAAGCGUUCUUCCCCCGAUCACUCUCCCGCCCACGCUGGGUACGCCGGAAAAUGUCACCACGACCGUCGUCGACACAUCGGCUGUACCGCAAGAUCGAGAUGUGCUUCGGAAAGAGCUGCGCAAAUGCAAUGCGAUUCUCUUGGUCUACAGUGACCACUACAGCUACGAACGAGUAGCUCUGUUCUGGCUGCCAUAUUUCAGAUCACUCGGCAUCAACGUGCCAGUAGUCCUGUGCUCAAACAAGAGUGAUCUGAAUCCCGGGACAAACACGGCAGGCGUCGUAGAAGAUGAAAUGCUACCGGUCAUGGCCGAGUUCAAAGAGAUUGAUUCCUGCAUAAGGACGAGCGCACGGGAACACCACAACAUAAACGAAGUGUUCUUUCUGUGUCAAAAGGCAGUCACACAUCCCAUAGCACCGAUAUAUGACGCCAAGGAGAACAACCUCAAACCUGCAGUGGUAGACGCGCUCAAGCGUGUGUUCUAUCUUUGCGACCGAGAUCAGGAUGGCAUACUCAACGACAAGGAAAUCCAAGCUUUUCAAAUGAAAUGCUUCGAGAAGCAGCUUUCAGAUGACGACCUGGCCAACAUUAAACGCUCGAUACACCCACCGCAAUCUGCGUUUGGUGGCAGCCUACAUGAUGAAAAGCUUAGCGAAGGUAUCGAUGUUGAGGGCUUCAUCCAGCUCAAUCGAAUGUUUGCGGAGAAGGGCCGACAUGAGACGAUCUGGAUCAUCCUAAGGAAGUUCCAAUAUUCUGAUAGCUUGUCUCUGAAAGAUAACUUUCUGCACCCCAGAUUUGAUGUGCCCGCCUACGCUUCAGCCGAGCUGUCUCCUGCCGGAUACAGGUUCUUCGUGGACCUUUUCCUGCUCCAUGAUAAGGACAAUGACGGCGGCUUGAGCGACUCUGAGCUGUCCACAUUGUUCGCGCCAACGCCUGGAAUGCCCGUGUCGUGGGUAGAUUCUGGCUUCCCGAGUUGCACCGUGCGCAACGAGGCUGGGUAUAUCACGCUUCAAGGCUGGCUUGCGCAAUGGAGCAUGACGACUUUCGAGAGCCCCAAGACGACAUUAGAAUACCUAGCAUACCUUGGUUUUGAAGGAGAUGGAAAGGGCACAACAUCAGCACUCAAGGCGACCAAAGCUCGCAAGCGACGCAACAAGCCAGGCAGAGUCGAACGCAACGUCUUUUUGUGCUACGUGCUAGGCGCAGCGCAAAGCGGCAAAUCUGCUCUUCUGAACGCCUUCCUCAAUCGACCUUUCAGCACCACCUAUCAUCCAACAAUCCAGCCACAGACCGCAGUAAACAGUGUGGAACUCCAAGGCGGCAAACAAUGCUACCUGAUUCUUGAAGAGCUCGGCGAGCUAGAACCCGCUAUCCUGGAAAACCAGGCGAAGCUUGACGCGUGUGACCUGCUGUGCUACACGUACGACAGCAGCGAUCCUGACAGUUUUGCCCACAUUUUAGAGAUGCGCAAGCGGUAUCCUGCGCUUAUUGCACUUCCUUCAGUGUACGCGGCACUCAAAGCGGACCAAGAUCGCGCUGUACAGCGGACCGAGGUGCAACCUGACAUGUACUGCGAGCAAUUGAAGAUGGCGAAGCCACUUCAUGUUUCAGUCAACUGGCGGUCGAUCGGAGAAUUCUUUGUGCAUCUGGCAGAGUGCGCAACGUUCCCAUCACAGGCAUUUCCCAAGAGUGAGGAGGAGGCUGUGGAUCGUACUGCGCUGUACAUUGGUGUUGCUGCCACAGUCAGUGUUGCGGCCGCCUUCGCUUGGGUUUGGAAACGGAAUUCGCUCUCUUCCUCCACUUGA
This is a messenger RNA of Pseudocercospora fijiensis CIRAD86, 1905 nucleotides long. RefSeq lists its product as uncharacterized. Gene Ontology annotation, biological process: small GTPase-mediated signal transduction; mitochondrion organization; regulation of mitochondrion organization. Lineage: Eukaryota; Fungi; Ascomycota; Dothideomycetes; Mycosphaerellales; Mycosphaerellaceae. Gene Ontology annotation, cellular component: mitochondrial outer membrane. Bases 1 to 1905 code for a protein of 634 amino acids. The transcript has 3 exons. Gene Ontology annotation, molecular function: calcium ion binding; GTPase activity; GTP binding. The record is from RefSeq and is a predicted model, not a curated record.